GAGGUGGGGCUUGAACCCAGGCCUGUGACUCCUCCUCCAGUGUUCUUUCCACGCUACCAGGCUAUGUGUGUAUUUGUGGUAUUUAAAUAUGUGCAUACAUGGAGAGAAAGAGAGCCUCUAAUCUCCUCCAUCUACACAAACUGUCUGCACCAGGGAGCAUGGCAGAGUGGGACCAAAGAGAUAGGAGGCAUCAUCUGUCCCUUCGCCCUGCUAGAUUGCUAUCUUCUGAACAACAGUGUGCCCGCCCUGUUGGAAACGAUGAAACAUCUGUGACUGACCUCCAGUGACGCAGAAGAUUCCGGGUGGGGCUGGGGGAGGUGGCAGGGACAGGUUUCCAACAGGACAUCACUGAAGCAACGUGGGACCCGAACUUGCUCAUGGUCCCGGGGUCUUUUGGAGGAACCUGCCGGAGGCACUAACUGGAGAUCGGGCUCCCAGGGUGGUUCCUCCUAGGUCCCUUCCUGCUGCCCCUGGAAGAGUCUGAGCCCCCCUUCUCAUGACCUGAGGCUUCCCAGAGAGAAGCUCAACAUGCUGACCGAAAGCAUGCAGGUCUGGCACGGCUUAGUGAUUGCAGCGGUAUCCCUCCUCCUCCAGACCUGCCUCCUCGCAGUCAUCAAUUACCUGCUCAACAGGCACAUGGCCGAGAAGAAUGAGCAAAUACUGAAAGCAGCCAAGCUCCCAGCCCCUCAGCUCAGCCCUGCCCACCAGCACCCACCUGCUGCCAAGGAGACAGAGGGAACUCCAGCAGAGAGGAGCAUCCCUGUGUCUGAUCUCCGUGACAGGCAUGAUAGCAACAUAUCCUCAGACAGCUCGGACAGCUCAGACAGCUCGGAAAAGUCGCCCUCCAGAUGCCAGGCCCCCAAGGACGUGAAUUACACACAAGUGGUUUUUUCAGCCGCCGGAGGGCUGGAAAGUGAAUCUGCCCUGGACUAUGAGAAUUUAAACGAAGCCACAGAUUAUGUCAAUGUCAACCCAAAAGGCCACAAGACCAAUUUCUGGACUGUUGUGAACCGUGAUGCCUCCGAGCCAGCGGAAUAUACUCAAGUAGUCGUGUGAAUUCUAGAUUUUCAAAUAGGGUCCAGUUCUCUGUGACUGUUUGCACUUAUUUUGUAGGGGAGGGUUUCAAUUUAUUUUAGCAAGGCAGAGCGGGGAGAUAGGUCUAUACUCCAUCCAGCAGGAAGAAUUCAGAUCAAAUGUUAGGAAGAACUUCCAGGUAAUGGAAAUAUUGAAGCACUUUAGUAGAGAAAGUGAAGUUCCUCCCCGGAAAAAGUUAAACAAACAAACAAACAAAAAACUCUGUGAAUCAGUAGGAAAAAUUGGGGUGAGUUCUGCUUGGCAAUCUUGUGGUUAAAUGACUUCUCUUUCAGCUCUUUAGUUAUUGACUGCAAACAACUUCCUUAACAGUUUUAAAUAAAAUGGCAACCACCAGUUCCUCUUUUGCCCUUG
Molecule: messenger RNA, 1446 nt
Organism: Trichechus manatus latirostris (Florida manatee)
Lineage: Eukaryota; Metazoa; Chordata; Mammalia; Sirenia; Trichechidae
Gene: RHEX
Product: regulator of hemoglobinization and erythroid cell expansion
Exons: 6
Coding region: 529-1056 (175 amino acids)
Cellular component (GO): plasma membrane
Source: RefSeq, a predicted model, not a curated record